Messenger RNA from Ambispora gerdemannii, 421 nucleotides. The record is from the annotation of a GenBank genome assembly. Lineage: Eukaryota; Fungi; Glomeromycota; Glomeromycetes; Archaeosporales; Ambisporaceae.
AUGGAUAUGCCUUCCUUUAAAAAAAAUCUUAAUACAGAAUCUAUAUCGACAACUUCUGCAAUAGAUAACACUAAUCAUGUGGUUCUAACAAUUACUGAAAAUAAAAUCUCCAAAAAACAAAAAAGAGAUGACUCAGACGACGAAUAUUCUCGCCGCCAGCAUAAACAUCACAAGAAAUCAACUAAUUCCAAGCAGCGCUCUUCCGCUUUUAAAGAACAAGAUUCUAAUUCAGAUUCUUCUUUCACUUCUAAAAAACACAAAAAACAAGAAGAUUCAGAUUAUUCUCGGGCAAGUUUAUAUAUUAAGGAACCUGACUCUGAAAAUUUUAAAAUUCACUAUAAACAUACUAAUGAAUCGGUCAGUCAUGAAAAAACAGAGUCCCAAUCACUCUCAACAUCUAUCAAAAUAAUUAACAGCAAAG